AUGCAGAGCACCAUUGUACAAGUCAAAUGCGACUACUUAUUGAUCAAAUUAGUAUGCAACAAGAGCAAAUUGUGGCCCUGGAAUAGGGGAAGAAGCGAAAGGAUCAGGAGUGCGCACAAUUUAAGGCUCUUGUUAAUGAUCUCGAAAAAAAGACCCUUCAAAGAAUAAUUGAUAAAACACAAGUUCGUGAGAUGAUGAGCAUUCUUAUACGAUAUCUCCACAAAGUACCGCAUGUAAUAGUUGAAACAAUCUUUGGGUUGAAUGCUUUAGGUACCAGUGGCAGCUGUAGUAAAUAUGGAUUGCAAUCGUGCUGAUUAUCUGGAAAGGACAAUUGUGUCUGUCUUAAAGUAUCAGAGCUCUGUUACUUCAAAAUAUCCCCUUUUUAUAUCUCAGAUACUCAAACUUAUAAUCUUAUUCUUUAUUAGCAACAAAAAGUUUGUCUAUUUGACUUGUUUUAACUUUGUACUUCAUGCACAACAGACACUUUAUUGUUCUUUUUUGUCAUUAAAAGAAGAAAUGCUUCUAACUGUGAUAGUUUCUUCUCAGGAUGGAUCAGAUCCAAAUGCUAAAGCUAAGGCUUUGAGUUUUUUUAAUCAGCUAACUUAUAUGCAGCAUAUAGAUUAUGAUCCAUUGCAAACAGAAAGACCAGGGGAAUUGAUCGCAUACUACAAGAUUGCCCGUCACUACAAAUGGGCAUUGGAUGAGUUGUUCUACAAACACAAUUUUGACCGAGUAAUUAUACUUGAAGAUGAUAUGGAAAUUGCCCCCGACUUUUUUGAUUACUUUGAAGCAGCUGCAGCCCUUCUCGACAAGGAUAAGUUAAUUAUGGCUGUUUCCUCAUGGAAUGACAAUGGGCAAAAGCAGUUUGUGUAUGACCCAUAUUUCUUUCCUGGUCUUGGCUGGAUGCUUACUAAGUCUACAUGGAACGAGCUAUCACCAAAUUGGCCAAAAGCAUAUCCGUCUUGAUUAAGUAUAUUGUUAUUCAUUUAUAUAUUACACUAAUGCUCAUUAAUAUAGUUUCUCUAUGAAAUUUCCUUGACAAAAGUUCACUUAUUGGGAUGACUUGUUGAGAUUAAAAGAUAACCACAAAGGUCGACAAUUCAUUUGUCCAGAAGUGUGCAGAACAUAGAACUUUGGCGAACAUAUCAUCCCACCUGUAUGUGUCUUCCUUGUGGAUUGGAACUAGGUAGAGGCUAGAGCAUGAUUGAGGCACACAUUCCAUUUGUUUUCCGUGGAGAAUUUUGUGCUAUUAUUCUAUUGCAAAGCUUCUGCUAGAAUGUCACUAUACUUGGACGAAUAUAUGUUACUUCUAUGGUGUCAGUGUUGGUGUUUAUUAGAUGAAGAGUUUCCUUC
Messenger RNA from Hibiscus syriacus, 1353 nucleotides. Its product is annotated as alpha-1,3-mannosyl-glycoprotein 2-beta-N-acetylglucosaminyltransferase-like. Bases 295 to 966 code for a protein of 223 amino acids. The transcript has 10 exons. Gene Ontology annotation, cellular component: Golgi apparatus. Gene Ontology annotation, molecular function: alpha-1,3-mannosylglycoprotein 2-beta-N-acetylglucosaminyltransferase activity. The record is from RefSeq and is a predicted model, not a curated record. Lineage: Eukaryota; Viridiplantae; Streptophyta; Magnoliopsida; Malvales; Malvaceae.